AUUCUGCCAUUUUAAUACCUUAAGAAUUAAAAUCAAAUUACAAACACAGACAAAUCAAAUCAAAUAAAGUAGCAGAAUUAAAAUCAAAACCCAAUUCCCAAAAACCCCUAAAAUUUUCAGAUUAUAAUUCCAUAUGUCACUAGCUACAUUCAAAACCCUAAAACCAUGUAAAACCCUAAAUUCAUCAACAUCAAAAAAUUCACCUUUUUUAACAGACCAAUUAGCCCAAGAACCAGAAUUUCCAAGAAAGCCUCCAAAAUCCAAUCUUGCUAAACAGCUUCAACGCCUUGGAGUUGGAGGAGACUAUUUUUCAUCACAAAAUUCAGGGACCCAAUUGUCCCAAAAGUCACCAAGUUUUGAACUUCAAACCCCAGUUGAAAAAAAUGAAAAGGAAGAAGAAAAAUGUACAGAAUUGGAUGAUUUGGAGGAAAAAAAAUUGGGCCAAUUUCAGUUUGAUCAUAUAGGACCAUUUGAGCCAUUAAUUCUUACUUUGCCUGAGGAGGUUCCUAUUGUGCAGGUUCCUGCUUCUAUUAACUGUAGAUUGCUUGAACAUCAGAGGGAGGGGGUGAGGUUUUUAUAUAAGCUAUACAGAAACAAUCAUGGAGGUGUUCUUGGUGAUGACAUGGGACUGGGCAAGACUAUUCAGACAAUUGCCUUCCUGGCUGCUGUUUAUGGAAAGGAUGGAGAAUCUGCUGGCUCUGCUAUGUUAUCGGGUAAUCAGGUUGGGAAACAAGGCCCUGUACUAAUAAUUUGCCCCUCCUCUGUCAUCCAUAACUGGGAGAUUGAAUUCUCUAGGUGGGCAACCUUUAAUGUUUCUAUCUACCAUGGUGCAAACCGGGAUUUGAUUCAUGAGAAAAUAGAAGCGGGCGGAGUUGAGAUUUUGAUCACCAGUUUUGACACAUACAGAAUCCGUGGGAGAAUUUUGUCAGAAUUUAAAUGGGAGAUUGUAGUUGUUGAUGAGGCGCACCGGCUUAAGAAUGAGAAAUCAAAACUUUAUGAAGCAUGUUUAGAAAUUGGCACACGGAAACGAAUUGGUCUAACAGGUACUGUUAUGCAGAAUAAAAUUAUGGAACUUUUUAAUCUUUUUGACUGGGUUGCCCCUGGUUCACUGGGGACGCGGGAACAUUUUAGGGAGUACUAUGAUGAACCCCUCAAGCAUGGUCAGAGGGCAACUGCACCUGAAAGAUUUUUUCAGGUAGCUAAUGAGCGUAAAGGGCACCUAGUGGAAGUUCUUGCUAAAUACCUGCUUAGAAGAACAAAGGAGGAGACCAUAGGCCAUCUUAUGUUGGGGAAAGAAGAUAAUGUUGUAUUCUGUGCGAUGAGUGAAUUACAGAGACGUGUUUACAAGAGAAUGCUACAAAUACCAGAUAUACAGUGCCUGAUAAAUAAGGACCUUCCAUGUAGUUGCGGUAGCCCUCUUAAACAAGUAGAAUGCUGUAAAAGGAUCGUGCCUGACGGGAUUAUAUGGCCAUACCUUCACAGGGAUAACCCUGAUGGUUGUGAUUCAUGCCCCUUUUGCCUUGUGCUCCCUUGUCUUGUCAAGCUUCAACAUAUUAGUAAUCACCUGGAGCUGAUUAAGCCUAACCCUAGGGAUGAAGCAGAUAAACAAAGAAAGGAUGCAGAAUUUGCCUCUGCGGUAUUUGGUUCCGACAUAAAUUUGGUUGGGGGGAAUGCCCAAACUGAGAGUUUCAUGGGUCUGAGUGAUGUUAAGGAUUGUGGAAAAAUGAGGGUGCUGGAAAAAUUGUUGUCCUCUUGGGCUUCACAAGGUGACAAGCUUCUUCUCUUCAGCUAUUCUGUCAGGAUGCUGGACAUAUUGGAAAAAUUUCUCAUACGCAAAGGAUAUAGCUUUUCAAGACUUGAUGGUUCUACUCCAACUAAUUUGAGACAGUCUAUGGUUGAUGACUUUAAUUCAAGCCCAAGCAAACAGGUGUUCCUAAUAUCAACUCGAGCUGGUGGGCUUGGGUUGAAUCUUGUAAGUGCAAACCGUGUGGUUAUAUUUGAUCCAAACUGGAAUCCUGCAUAUGAUUUGCAGGCCCAAGAUAGGUCAUUUCGAUAUGGGCAGAAACGACAUGUUAUAGUUUUUAGAUUACUUGCAGCCGGAUCCUUUGAGGAACUUGUAUAUUCUCGUCAGGUAUAUAAACAGCAGCUAUCAAAUAUUGCUGUCUCCGGGAAAAUGGAAAAACGAUAUUUUGAAGGUGUCCAGGAUUGCAAGCAAUUUCAGGGCGAGCUUUUUGGAAUCGCAAAUUUGUUCCGUGAUUUAUCAGAUAAGCUGUUCACCGGUGAAAUCAUUGAAUCACAUGAGAAACAGCAAAAAGAUGAUGAGCAUAGCUCUUUCACCUAUCAGGAACUAGCUGAGAUUGGAGGCUAUUUUCAUCCUCAGGAACAAGUUGGUCCAACAGUCAUAUCAGGGUCGGAAACGGAAACUAAUAUGCCGAGUCAUGAUGACAGUGCUACAGCAGAUGAACCUGUGCUUGAGGAUUUAGGUAUUCUAUAUGCUCACCGUAACGAGGACAUCGUCAAUUUCGGGACCGGUACUCAAAAGAAAAAUGAAGAAAGCGUUUCUGAAAAUGUGAGCUUGGCGGCCCCUAGUAAACGGAGAAGAAAAUCAGAUGAUGUGGCUGAAAAAGAAAAUCUUAUAUCGUCCAAGGAUCGGAAGAGGGCCGAGUAUAGCCUCCUUGCUCGGUACAUGGGAAUGGGAGAGGUCGAGUUCAGUAAAUGGGUACUAGCUGCAACUCCAUCAGAAAGAGAAGGGGUGCUUCAAAAGUUCAAGAAGAGAAAGCAGAAGCUACCUAAUGGUUGAAACAUAAUUUGAUUUCAAAUGUUAACAGCUAUGUAUAGUGUAUUAUUCUUUUAGUAAAUUUAAUUACAAGCAA
This is a messenger RNA of Mercurialis annua (annual mercury), 2873 nucleotides long. Its product is annotated as switch 2. The record is from RefSeq and is a predicted model, not a curated record. The transcript is spliced from 8 exons. Lineage: Eukaryota; Viridiplantae; Streptophyta; Magnoliopsida; Malpighiales; Euphorbiaceae. Gene Ontology annotation, molecular function: ATP binding; ATP-dependent chromatin remodeler activity. The coding region runs from base 134 to 2800 and encodes 888 amino acids.